Molecule: messenger RNA, 1350 nt
Organism: Thlaspi arvense
Lineage: Eukaryota; Viridiplantae; Streptophyta; Magnoliopsida; Brassicales; Brassicaceae
Source: the annotation of a GenBank genome assembly
GCACCUAAUAUCCACCAAUCCUGACCGUUCAUCUACCUAAUCUUAGAUCCAACGGUAUAUAUUAGCUAUAUCCCAUUAGUCCCCUCCCUAUAUAAAUCGAAGGAAUAUCUCAGCUAAGAGCGUGACAACAAUACAAGUAUACAACACUCAAUAAAUCCAAAGAGAGAGAGAGAGAGAUAGUGACUGAGUCGGAAAAAAAUGGCGUCGUGGAUAAAACCGGUUCUAAUCUCCACUGGCUUCGUGGCCAUGGCUAUGCAUCUAAAACUCAUUGUUCCUGCUGUAGCAGUAGAUUUCUCUAGAGGUCCGAUCCUUUUGAGUUCUUUUCUCUCGUGGCUGAAACCGCCGUAUCUCUACGUCAUCACCAACGCCAUCAUUGUCGUUAUCGGGGUGUCUUCCAGGUAUUACCGGAAUAUCGCCAGCAACGACGGCAAAGACUACGAGGUUUUAUCAUACGGAGGUGACUACAAGUUUCAGACUGAGCACAACGUCCACCGAUCUCCUCCACGGCGGUCGGAGACGAAAGAUGAAGAUUUCAGUUACGUCGUCGCAACUCCGCCGUCGAAGAUCACCGUUGAGGAGAAGGAAAUACCGGAGAUAGUAACGGAAAGGCUAGCAGAAGCAGCGGCUAAGGUAGAGGAGGAGAAGAUGUGUUUAACGGUGGUGGCCAAAUCGGAAAAUCUGACUCCGGUUGAGAAGCCUCUGGUUUCGGCAAGGAUCGGCCAACGUAAAGCGGUCAAGACCACAGCAGAGCGAAAUUCUUUGAGAGCGUUGAGAGUGGCGAAGCCAAAGAAGCAAGAGACGCUGGAGAGUACGUGGAAGAUGAUAACGGAAGGGAAGCCGUUGACUAGCUACUACCGGAGACCCGACACGUUCGGAAUCGGCGUCGGCGAUUCGAACAAGACAAAACAAUCAGGCGGUUUGAAGAAAUCGGAGACGCUUGGUGACAGAACCAACUAUUACCUGUCACCGGCGGUGUCGCGGAGCCGAGAUGAGCUGAAUCGAAGAGCAGAAGCGUUUAUUAACAAAUGCAACAACGAGAGGUUCGAGUCCAUGAGACAGGACAAAGAAGUACUGGCUCGUCGUGGUCUUUCGUUUUAGUAAUUAUGGAGUAUGUUUUUGUUUUGUCUUUCUAAUUUUGAUUACAUUUUUCUUUCUUUACAAACGAACAAAAAGAAGGAAGUGACAAAUGUAGAAAGUCACAGAUCAACAAAAUUCUCUCUAUUGGUAUUUGAUUGGGCAAGGCUGGUUAGUGGUUGUAGUAGUAUCUUCCAUAUUUCAUUUACGUUGACGAUGUAAAGUCAUUAAAUAGAUAUUUUUCUAUAUAUUUUUGUGUAAUUGGUUAAAUCACAC